AUGGCUCAUUUUUUUAAAGGCUCGAUUUCAUUACCAAUGGAAGAAGAUAAAGAAAAACAAAAUAUUGAGAAUGAAGAACAAAUUAAAAUAUUAUUUCACUUACCCAAUGGCGAUAUCGAAACUGUAUAUGAAAACCUUAGUAUUGAAGUGGGUUAUCUAAAACUCAAGUUAUCUAAAAGCUUACAAAGGCCCUAUGACAAAUUUAAUUUAUUAUAUAACAAUAAUAUUAUGAUUGAUCCAUUAUCCAUAAUUGAUAUAAUUAAAGCAAAAAGAGAAUCUAUCGAUAUAUACGUUAAUUUUAUAGAAUAA
Molecule: messenger RNA, 309 nt
Organism: Plasmodium vinckei vinckei
Lineage: Eukaryota; Apicomplexa; Aconoidasida; Haemosporida; Plasmodiidae
Product: conserved Plasmodium protein, unknown function
Exons: 1
Coding region: 1-309 (102 amino acids)
Source: RefSeq, a predicted model, not a curated record